Molecule: messenger RNA, 2394 nt
Organism: Ascoidea rubescens DSM 1968
Lineage: Eukaryota; Fungi; Ascomycota; Saccharomycetes; Ascoideales; Ascoideaceae
Exons: 1
Coding region: 1-2394 (797 amino acids)
Source: RefSeq, a predicted model, not a curated record
AUGCCAACCUUUGAAUCUAAACCUGUAGAUGCCGGUAACCUAGAAAAUCAGGAAAGAGUUGUUUUAUCAUCUAACCAAACAAGUAAUGAAGAAACCCAAAAAAGCGAUGAAUUAGAAUAUGAAUUAGAAUAUGAAUUAGAACAUGACCUACAAAGUACUGAAAAAAAGACGAGCAAUCAUACACUCGGCAAAAUAACUUCAACUCCAAUCGCUUUUCAAAAAAAUAAUACAACACCAACCAAUCAAAAUAAUGAAGGUACCUCUUACUUUAAUGGCUCACCUACACAUCAAGAAAAAACAAACCGAGCACUCUCCAAUUUAAGUAAUCUGGAAAAUAUUAAUUAUUUUUAUCAUGGCGAGCAACUCACUCCCACCGCUUAUGAUCAGAUACAAAAAGAGUCAGCAGUUACUGAGAUUAAUUCACACCAAGAUAUUACCAAUAAAAUCUUUCCUGUAUAUCAGGCGCCUUUUAUUGAUUAUCCACCUAAACCCAAGGUUGAAAAAGUGAUUCGUGAAAAUAAAGCUCCUAUAGGUGGUUUAUUAGUCCCAUCCAUGGGUAAUUCAUCAGGCAAUAAAAACAAUUUAGCCUUGAAUGAAUUUUUUACUGACGACUAUUGUAGACAAUCAACAAAAUCUGACUUGCAGGCUGGCGAGGAUAAGAGUGUUGAUAAUUCUGUUACAAAAGAGCUUUCAGAAUUAAAUAAUGGUUUAUCAAGAAGUCAAAGCCAAAACGAUUCAGGGAUUAAUUUAUCUUUCAGUGAACUCAUGUUCAAAAAUAAUGAUAGCUUAUUUGAUGAAAGUAAAGGUUUAAAAAGUGAUGCUCAAUUACUGAAUGGUGAAAUAGAAACUGAAGAUGAUAGAACUCAAGCUUUUAGUGACAUCCAAAUAACAGAAAAGAGAGAAAGAAAGACUUUUGAAAAUAAAUGUUCAGAAAAAGCGGAUAAAGUUAGUUUAAUUAAAGACAUUUCGAAUAUUUUGGGUGAUCUUUCUGCCAUUAUUUUUGGUUCUAAUUCUGUGAAAUCCAUAGAAAGUGAUGAAAAAAAGGUUAACUCUGGCUUAAAGAAUACUGAAUUUCAAAUCGAUAAUACUAUUGAUGCUACUGAUGCUGCAAAAAGUAAAACUUCUUUAUUUAUUUUUCCAAAAGAUAGUGACAGUGUUGAGAAAGAAAAUAUCUCGAAAGCCUCUACUAAGGACGAUUCUUUUAUUUCAAGUUUCAAGACCCUUGAAGAAAAUAUGAAGCCAAUUGAAAAUAUUAAUAGCAGUAAGAGGAAUUCUUUUAAAAAUAUAACUGAAAAUUCAGAUUUAAACGAUAAUAAUAAUUUUGAUAAAAAUUUAUUCGGUGUAAGCAAUCAAACUUUUCCAAGUCAAGACUUAGAAAAUAAUUCUAAUGUGUUUGAAAAAAAUAAGGCUUUAGAUAAUGAAGAAAAACUAAAGAAUAUAAAUGAUAAUAAUAUGGAAAACCAACUAAAAGCAGAAAAAUUGCAGGAUUUGCAAAUUUUGGGCGAUUUAAAAGAAUCACGCCAAAUGAAUCAAAAGGAAACCAAUAGUUAUCAUCAACCUUUAUUAGAAAUUGAUAACAAAGAAAAUCAAGUUUCAGGCACAAAAAAUAAAAGAGUUAGUUUGAAUAUUCCAAUAAAAAAACAUGAGGCCUUCCAACUAAAAACUAUGAGAGGUUUCAACAAAAACUCAAGCUCUCAUCUGAGAAACCCAAGCCAACUGUCUUUGAAUUCUGAUCAAGAUAAGUAUUUUGCAAAAAUGGCUGCAUCUAAGGCUCUUUCAAGCUCGGUAGUAAACUUUAAUGCCAAAAAUUCAUUUAGUCAAAACGCUACUAGCUCAAAAACUUCAAGAAGAGUCUCUUUUCAAAAUUUUAAUGUUCUGAAUAACGGAGAGAAAUUGCUUCCUGUUUUGUCUAGUGAACAAUCGAAAAAGGCAUUUACUAACACUAAAAAGAGAUUUAAUGAAGUCAAACCAUCUGUUCCAAUAGAUCAAAUUGAGAAUGAAACAAAAUUGAAAAAAUUGAAAACUGAAAAGAAUCACGAAAGCAACAGGAAGCUUAGUUUUGACCAAACAAAAAAUAGUUUAAGCUUAAAUAAUAAUAAUUUAGUUAAGACAGAUAAUCAUAGUGAUGUCCCAGAUAAAUUUUCUAGUGGUAGUGAAAGUAUUGGGUUUAAUGAGCUUGAAUCUUCAAUUAAAAGCGUUGAAUUUAAUGAGCCAGAAUCACCAAUUAAAAGCAACAUAGAAAAUGAUGAUUUAGGGAAUUAUUCAUAUAAGAAUUUUAGGGAUAGUGAUAUUCAUAAUGAUCUGGAGAAUCCAAGAGCUCAUAAAGAGACUGUGGAAAAUAUGUCAAAUAAUGAUAACUUUAAGGGAGUUUAUGAGACUGAAGUUAUUAAUUGA